AUGGAAAUAAGGUAUGCUCUUUUGCUUAGUGUGGAUGGUUUUGGUGAAAACUUGCUUGGGGUUUAUAUAGUGUGGAGAGUGCUAGUAACAGUUGGUGUGUGGGAAGAUGAAGAGUGUGGAAUAACUUUGCAGUGGUUACAAAAUGGAAAGAACAAGGAUUUUCAUCUUCUGGAUAUUAAUGUGAAAUACGAAGAUUUUGUU
This is a messenger RNA of Sphenostylis stenocarpa, 201 nucleotides long. The record is from the annotation of a GenBank genome assembly. NCBI's taxonomy places the organism in Eukaryota, Viridiplantae, Streptophyta, Magnoliopsida, Fabales, Fabaceae.